AAAUAAUAGAUGCAAUAAGAAUUGACAGAGCUGAAAAAUCUAAUAAUGUAAACUUUAGAAACAAAUGGUUAAUUGGCAAAAAUUAGAGCAUCAAUUAGAGCCUCAGUUUUUAAUGUAGUUGAUCCUCAGGACAACCUUUAAAAAAUGUCUCCAUUUUAUACCGAAAAUAAACGAAUUCAGUCAAUAAAAGAGCUAGAAACAGGUCGAGAAUUGCUUGAACUAAUAAAAGAAUUUUUAAAAUUUUAUGAAAUGAGUUAUACAAACUCUAUUUUUUCAAGGUAUUGAUUAAACAAAAAAAUUAGUGAAGCUAAUCUCAGGGAAGAAAUUAAUAGAGAUUCAAUUGCUAAAAGAUUAAAUUUAACAAUAGAAGACAAAAAAAAACCUCUACUUCAUUUGAUAUUAGUACAAGCUUAAAAGAAUUCAAAGUUGCAAUAGUCAUAAAGCACAAAAACAUUUGGUAGUGCGAUUACAAGUCAAGAAAUGUUUUCCCCUUAAAAAAGUGUCUCUUCUUUAAAAUCAAAAAGUAAACCUUUAAUUGGUCUUUCUCAAUAAGAGUUUUUAAAGAAAUAGAGUCUUUAAUAAGUGUAAGAGAUGAAAAGAAUGUAAAAUGAGAUCUAGAAAAAGCAAAGAGAGGAGCUUUACCAUAAUGAAGUUAUGUAGAAAGAAAGAUAAAAAAGAGAAAGAGAACAAAAUUAAAUUCAAGAGGAAAGAAACAAAUUAGAAAAAUAGAAUAUAGAAUAGAUAAAAAUGGAUUAAGAACUAAAAUAAAAAAGUUUGGAUAUUGAAUUUUAACGAUAAGCAUAAUUAAAUUAAGAAUCUGAAUUAAAAUAACAACAAUUAGAGCUAUAAAAAAAAUUAAUAGAUUAAUAGCAUCUAGCUUUAGAAAUUUAAGAAAACAAAUUAAUGGAAUAGUUAGAGGAAAAAAAAAUACAAGAGUCCUAAAAAUUAAAAAAUAUUGAAAAAAAUGUGAAAGAAAUGGAAGAAAAAUUGAAUGGUAUACUUAGAGAGUAAACUAAAAGUUCAAAUGAACUCAAAUUAAUUUAAGAAUAAAUUUUAAUUGAAAAUAAUAGUCUGAAGUUAUUGACUGAGAAAAUUGAAAAGGAUGAAAUAAAUUUAUAAAAAUUAAAGCAAGAAAUUGUUAUAUAAUAAGAGAUUAAAUAGAAAUUCGAUAAUGAAUAGAAUAUUGUUAAAUAAGAGAUAAUAAAAUAUUAAAAUGAAAAAAAUAUAAUAUAAGAAUAGUUAGAAGAAAUAAGAAAAUAAUUAAAAGAAGAAGAAUAGAGGUUUUAGUAUUUGAAAUAAAAUAAGAAUUAAGAGAUAUGUGAAUUGGAAGAAAAGUUCAAAUAAUUUUAAUUUGAUAAAAAUGAAUUAGAUAACAAUCGAACUUAUUUAAAUAUUUAAUAAAAAGAGAUACAGACAUAAAUUGAUCUAAGUUAUAAAUUAAAAGAAGAAAUUUCAGUAGAAUAAUAAAAAUUGAAAAAUGAAAAAGAAAAGUAAUAAUUAUAAAUAGAAUAAAUAUAAAAAGAAAAUGAAGAAUUGAAAAAAGAGAGAGAACUUUUGCAGAAAUAAAUAGAGGAUCUUUAAAUUAAAUUGAAUGAAGCUUAGUAAGAAAUUGACAUUUGCAGGGGUGAAAUGCUUUCAAUGUAUAAUAAACCACAAGUUGAAGAGGAAACUUUUUAAUCAGGAGUAAUAUAGGUAAUAAAUAAUAAUAAAAUAUUAAGAAAGGGAGUGAAGUAGAUGCAAAGGCAACAGCAGAUUAAAAUUUGAAAAUAAGGAUAGAAGAAAGAGAAUAUUUUGAAGAUAAGGAGCCAAAAGAAUAUUGUUACAAUUUGUUAGACGAAUAUGAAUAUUGA
This is a messenger RNA of Paramecium sonneborni, 1850 nucleotides long. Lineage: Eukaryota; Ciliophora; Oligohymenophorea; Peniculida; Parameciidae. The record is from the annotation of a GenBank genome assembly.